AUGGAAGUCAACUUGUUUUACAAGAUCUUGAUUGGUAUUGUCGUUUAUUGGUCACUUUAUGUUUCUUCUCAAACCUUUAUUCGUAAAGAUUCCAAGAUGGUACCUACUGUUUUUUCCUAUGUACCAUUUAUGGGCAACGCGAUUGAAUUCGGAAAAGAUCCAAUUUCUUUCCUCAAGAGUUGUCAAGCAAUUUAUGGCGAUGUAUUUACCUUUCAAUUGAUGAACAAGAAGGUGACUGCAUGUUUAGGUCCUGAUGGUAACCAAUUUGUGUUUAACGCAAGACAAACGCAUGCCUCUGCCGCUGCUGCCUACAAUGACAUGACAAAAUAUGUAUUUGGUAAGGACAUUGUAUUUGAUACAGCUCAUAGUAUCUUUAUGGAACAAAAGCGAUUUAUCAAAGCUGGUCUGAAUGUCGAGACUUUUAAAAAGGAUGUACCUUUAAUCUUGGAAGAAUGCGACUUAUUUUUUGACAAGUUUGAAAAGUCUGGAGAGAUUGAUGCUUAUCAUAUGUUUGGUGCUUUGAUUAUUAACACGGCUUCGCGUGCUCUUUUGGGACCUGAGAUUCGUAAUGCUUUAGAUGAUGGUGUUGCACAACUCUACUAUGAUUUAGAUCAAGGAUUCCGACCCAUCAAUUUCAUGUUUCCUAAUUUACCGCUUCCAGCUUAUCGUAAACGAGAUGAAGCCCGUGAGAAAUUAGCUGUGGUGUACGAAAAGGUUAUCAAGAAUAGACGGGAUAAUAAGGAAGUGCAUGAUGAUCUUUUACAAAGUUUGAUGGAUUCUAAAUACAAAGAUGGAUCUCCAGUUCCUGAUGCACAAAUCUGUGGUAUUUUGACCGCUGCUUUAUUUGGUGGACAACAUACAUCUUCUACCACCUCAGCUUGGGCUUCUUUAGAACUUGCACAUCGUCCGGAUAUUGUUAAGGCACUUCGUGAAGAAAUGAUUGAAAAGUUGGGAUCGUUGCAGGUAGAAUUUACGUAUGAGAAUCUGGACAAGUUGGAGUUAUUAGAAGAUGUUGUGAGAGAGACAUUACGUCUUCAUCCACCUAUUUUUAACAUGAUGCGUCGCGUAGUGAAUGAAGAUAUGUUGCAUGAAAAAUCUGGGCUGAUGAUCCCUCAAGGUAAUUAUAUCUGCGCUGCUCCUGGUGUAACCCAAAUUGAUGCCACGUAUUUCAAUGAACCCAUGAAAUGGAACCCUUAUCGUUGGUCCGAAAAGACCGAUCCCGUUCAUCAAUACGAGCAAGGAGACGAUGCUAACAUCGAUUAUGGUUUUGGUGCAGUCGGUAUCUCAUCCCGCAGUCCUUUCCUUCCCUUUGGUGCAGGUCGCCAUCGUUGUAUCGGAGAAAAGUUUGGUUAUUUACAGCUUAAGGCAAUCAUUGGUACAUUUGUCAAGAAGUUUGAUAUUGAAGGAACUACACCCAAUGUGCCUAAACCUGAUUACACAUCCAUGGUAGUUGUACCCGAGAAUAGUAAAAUUAAAUUUACCCGUAGAGUCUAA
Mucor mucedo is the source of this 1494-nucleotide messenger RNA. Its product is annotated as cytochrome P450. NCBI's taxonomy places the organism in Eukaryota, Fungi, Mucoromycota, Mucoromycetes, Mucorales, Mucoraceae. The transcript has 3 exons. Bases 1 to 1494 code for a protein of 497 amino acids. The record is from RefSeq and is a predicted model, not a curated record. Gene Ontology annotation, molecular function: heme binding; monooxygenase activity; oxidoreductase activity, acting on paired donors, with incorporation or reduction of molecular oxygen.